UUUUUUUGUUUUUUUUUUUUUCUCCUCUGUGUGUCUCUCUCAAGCGAUUGCAUUCUCCAGAGGUGGUACCUCCAACAAUCUGACAGCCUCUACAUCCAUAUUAUUAUUAUUAUUUUUUAUUAUUACUAGUAUUAUUUUUCCUCCAGAAUGACAGAAAAUCGCGGAGCCUGGUAACACUGUAGCCAAUUGCGCCCGGGUUUGGAGCUCUUAUAUCAGGCGGAUCAUCCUCAACCGGGCAGCGGAUGCCUGAAUGGAGAUUGCGAGCCAUCCACACAAGAUUUCUCCGCGUCCUAAAUUGGCGAAUUUGGGCUGAUAAAUGGAGCUUUCCGUCGGGCUACAUGGCGUUACGCUUCACCAAGGGUGUUUGACAUCGGAGCGACUGGCCAGAAUAACACUCUGCAGUGUGAAUAUUUCAGCCUGUUGAUGAUGAACCGCUCAGGACUGGAGCAAAGUGUCGUGAGAACCGGUUUAUGGCCCGUGUCUUGAGCUGAAGAAGUGGGCAAGAGAGUGAGGAGGACAAAAACAAAACAAAACAAGGAAUCCUAUUUUUUUUUUGUUGUUGUUGUUGUUGAUGGCUCCGAAGUGGAGGGAGGACGACUACACAUGAAACAACCCUGGACACUAAAAAAUGGAUAAAACUAUUGCAUGAAAGCAGGCGGAGAGGGGGAACUGCAUGGUGUGUUUUAGGGCCUACUUGAUAACAGUGAAGUUGAAGUGAAAAAAAAAAAAAAUGAGAAAAUGGUGAUGUGGUACGAAGAAGGCGAGAAGAGGAGCCGGAGUGAGGAAUAAAAACAACAACAACAAAACAAUUUACAAAAAAAUUCUAUGGGGAUCUGAGCAGCUGAAGAAUAACGGAAUCCAAGUUUUUUUUCUCUCUCUCGUGGACAAGACAACUGCUUUGAUUAAAAGAUAUCCAAUUAACUUCAUGUGAAAAACACAGGGAGGAAAUCAGCUUCCUGGUCUGGGGGGUGGGGGGGUGGGGGUUAGAAAGAUAUAUUAUUCAUGCCUUGUGUUAGAGAAAUUGGAGAACCGGCUUUGCUGUGGCCUAGAUGAUACAUACAUAUAUAUAUAUUUAUAUAUAUGUAUAUUUUUCACAUCAAAAUGAACCCUUAAGAGGAGGUGGACCUUAAAGACACACAAAAAAAGAGAGAGGGCGAAUGACACUCUUGUAGCCUCAAAGUAAAGCACUUGCGCAAAACGACAAAAAAAGAAAAAAAAGAAGAGAGGCUGAAGUGGGUUGAAGCAUGGGCUGUGCUUCAAGUAUUCAUAUCUCUGAUAGGGUGGUCUACCACAGUGGAAAAGAGUCCGAGGAUUCCCACUCACCCCAGCAGACUAAUACCACUCAGCAUCAAGGAAAUCCUGCCUCUGGACUACCCCUAAAACCCCCUAGCUGCAAGACCACAUUAACAGAGGUGCAAUUUGGACCAAUGAAGUUACUUAAAGACCCACUUCAGGUACUUUUAGUUUUUGCCAAAGAGGACAGUCAGAGCAAUGGCUUCUGCUGGGCAUGUGAGAAGGCCAACUUCAGGUGCAGCAUGGCGCGAACACCCGAGUCGGCUCUUGAGUGCUUCUUGGAGAAGCAUCACGACCUCGUCAUCAUUGACCACAGACAUUCCAGACACUUUGACGCUGAAGCACUAUGCCGGUCAAUUAGAGCGGUCAACUCUGCAGAAAACACUGUGAUAGUCGCCGUUGUGAAAAGGCCAGACAGAGAGGAAGCCUCUGUGAUGCCACUGAUCAAUGCCGGCUUUAAUAGGAGAUAUGUGGAAAAUGCCAAUAUGAUGGCCUGCUACAAUGAGCUGCUACAGUUGGAGCAUGGAGAGGUGCGGGCACAGUUCAAACUGAGGGCUGGCAAUGCUAUUUUCACUGCUCUAGAACAAAGCCAAGAGGCCAUAGAGAUCACUUCUGAAGAUCAAGUAAUUCAGUAUGUGAAUCCUGCCUAUGAGUCCAUCAUGGGCUACCAACAAGGCGAGCUAAUAGGGAAGGAAAUAAUAGAAGUGCCUAAAAGUGAGAAGAAUAAGCCUGAUCUCCUUGAAACAAUAAACUCCUGCAUACGGAAAGGAAAGGAGUGGCAGGGGAUUUAUUAUGCCAAAAAGAAGAAUGGAGACAGCAUUCAGCAAAAUGUGAAGAUCACACCUGUAAUUGGACAGGGAGGAAAAAUCAGACACUAUGUGUCUAUCAACAGGCCUUUAAAUGAUAAUAAUAAGAGUGAUAAAUCCAGUGAACGUGUGCAGGCAGAGUCUCAGACAGACAUACAAUCCAGUAAGCACAAAGACCGGAGGAAAGGCUCUCUGGACGUAAGAUCCACAACGUCUCGGGGGAGUGAUGGGAGCUCGCAGCGAAGACACUCGUCAAUGGCCCGAAUCCACUCCAUGACCAUAGAGGCUCCCAUCACCAAGGUAAUCAACAUCAUCAACGCAGCGCAGGAAAGCAGUCCCAUGCCCGUGGCAGAGGCCUUGGAUCGUGUACUGGAGAUCCUGAGGACCACUGAGCUUUACUCCCCACAGCUGGGCACCAAGGAUGAAGAUCCCCACACGAAUGACCUCGUGGGGGGGCUGAUGACGGAUGGUUUACGCAGAUUGUCAGGAAAUGAAUACAUCUUUUCCACAAAACAGCCCCACCAUCUCCCCAGUCACCUGACAACUCCUCUGUCACUAAAUGACAUCCCCCCUCGCAUCGCCCAGACCAUGGAAAAUGAGGACUCUUGGGACUUUGACAUCUUCAACUUGGAAGCUGCAACCCUGAAACGGCCUUUGACCUACUUGGGCCUGAAGAUCUUCUCCCGCUUUGGGGUCUGCGAGUACUUAAACUGCCCUGAAGCCACUCUGCGCUCCUGGCUACAAGUAAUUGAAGCGAACUACCACUCCAGUAACUCCUACCACAACUCUUCCCAUGCAGCUGAUGUCUUGCAUGCAACAGCAUAUUUUCUCUGCAAGGAGAGAGUCAAGCAAAGCUUGGAUCACAUCGACGAGGUAGCCGCUCUGAUUGCUGCCACUGUGCACGAUGUGGACCAUCCGGGCCGAACCAACAGCUUUCUGUGCAACGCGGGGAGCGAGCUGGCAAUCCUCUACAAUGACACAGCUGUGCUAGAAAGUCACCACGCGGCGCUGGCCUUCCAGAUCACCACGAGAGAUGAUAAGUGCAACAUCUUCAAGAACAUAGAGAGGAACGAAUAUCGAACAUUACGACAGGCCAUCAUUGACAUGGUGCUCGCAACCGAGAUGACCAAACACUUUGAACACGUCAACAAAUUUGUCAACAGCAUCAAUAAGCCGCUGGCUGCUCUGGAGGAAAAUGGGGGUAACAGUGAUGAGGAAUCUGUCAAAAGCAUCCUGACGUCUCCCGAGAAUCGCAUCCUCGUCAAGCGGAUGCUGAUUAAGUGUGCAGACAUCUCCAAUCCAUGCAGGCCUCUGGAGCUCUGUAUAGAAUGGGCCGGACGCAUCUCAGAGGAGUAUUUUGCACAGACGGACGAGGAGAAGAGACAAGGUCUACCAGUGGUUAUGCCUGUGUUUGACAGAAACACAUGUAGCAUCCCAAAGUCCCAGAUUUCCUUUAUAGACUACUUCAUUACGGACAUGUUUGAUGCAUGGGAUGCUUUUGCAGACCUCCCCAAUCUUAUGCAGCACUUGGACAACAACUUCAAGUACUGGAAAGGCCUGGACGAGAGGAAGCUGCACAGCCUGCGACCACCUCCAGAGUAGCAGCGCUGCAGCGUUCGGCCCUGGGACCCUGCAUUUCCGGGGCGGACCUCCUCUCUCCUGCUGGGGCGUCUCUCUCCCUGCCAGCCCAGUCAGCCAAAGGGGCCUCCUCGCCUUCACCCUCCUGCUUCUGUAGCACGCCGAGCAUCCACAUGUCCGUCCAUACAGAAACCACAGAAGGACUUCCUGACGGGCGGUUUCGCGGCAGUAACGUUGCCGGCUUUUUUUUUUUUUUUUUUUACAAGCCUGUCAGAUGAGAACUGUGACAAAACAGACACACAGCAUCCUUUAUGAACUUCUUGUGCCCCUCAGGCAUUUUGCAGUGUAGCUGGUCAAGUGACAUGACUGAGAGGGGGGGAGGGAGGGAGGGGGAGGGUCGUCGCAGGUCUCCUGGCAAAGCAUCCGUCCCCUGAUCACCACGUGGGAACUCCUGUUUGCCUGUGAAGUUGCUGUUUGAGUUUGAAAAAAAACAAAUAAACUGCUUGUUUCCUGAAGGAGCGGAUGGAAGUGCGGUCUGCAAAUGAAGGUGUCCGAUCCACGUCAGGCCAUAUAAUCACUUUUGACCUCCAUCCCUGUGCUCGCAGCAAGACAGGACUGCUCCUUCAACCCCUGGAGGCCACACCAUGAAAGAACACUCCACUGCUUUUUUUUUUUGUUUGUUUGUUUGUUUGUUUAUUUUCGGGCAAUAUUUUCACGUGUCCUUCAGAAACACAUCCGAGUUGACACGUAAGCUGUCACACAACAGACAUGUGAGAGGGGGAUGCUGUCUUCGUGGGUCGGGGAGUGGACCUUUAUCGGAGGCCACCGCUGAGAGACAAACACCUCAACAUCAUGAUCAUAGGUAUCUAAUUACAGAUGAUUUGGUAUGUUAAUUUUUCUUAGAUGUUCCAUAUUUUCUAUAUUAAAAUUCAUAAAUGAAUUAGUUGAUAAAUAAGAACAAAAUGAAUUUAAAAAGAUAGCGACAGAGUGAGAGAGAGAGAGAAAGAGAAGAAAAAAAAAAGCCAAAGCUAAUAAAGACAAACGCUACUAUAACUCUCAAAAAAAAAAUUCACAAUUAUUAUUCAUAUGAAGCAUUACCAUAUUAAACAUUUUUAUUUUCUUAUCAAAAGUACAGUACCAGUUUGAAUGAACACUUUUGUAUUGCACUGUAAACAAUAUUAGAAAUGUCUACGUCUCAGUGAUUUGUCCAGGGAUGGGAUGUUGCAUUGGAGAAUAAGCUGUUAUCGUCGAUCAUCAGGAGUUUGUGUGUGUGUGCGCGUGCGUGUGUGUGAGUACGUGUGGGUAUGUUGUAGUUGUCGGUGCGAGUGUGUGGGUGUAUUCAUUGUUGCAACAAUCCCGUACUCUUGGUUUAAUGCUGUAAACCGCUUGACAUUUGACAACAGCAGAAA
Molecule: messenger RNA, 5086 nt
Organism: Stegastes partitus (bicolor damselfish)
Lineage: Eukaryota; Metazoa; Chordata; Actinopteri; Pomacentridae
Gene: pde8a
Product: phosphodiesterase 8A
Exons: 22
Coding region: 1245-3701 (818 amino acids)
Biological process (GO): regulation of DNA-templated transcription; signal transduction
Molecular function (GO): 3',5'-cyclic-nucleotide phosphodiesterase activity
Source: RefSeq, a predicted model, not a curated record